AUGGCGCAAACCAUGGUCUCCCUGCUGCUCCUCCUCUCCAUCCAGGGUGCCCUGGCCCUGAGGAUCUGCUCCUUCAACGUGAGGUCCUUUGGGGAAAGCAAGAAAGAAAACCGGAACGCCAUGGAUGUCAUUGUGAAGGUCAUCAAACGCUGUGACCUCAUAUUGCUGAUGGAAAUCAAGGACAGCCAGAACAAAAUCUGCCCCACACUGAUGGAGAGGCUGAAUGGAAAUUCAAGGAGAGGCAUAACAUACACCUAUGUGAUUAGCUCUCGGCUCGGAAGAAACACAUAUAAAGAACAGUACGCCUUUCUCUACAAGGAAAAGCAGGUGUCUGUGAAGAAAAACUACCUCUACCAUGAUGAUCAGGAUGGAGAUGCAGAUGUGUUUUCCAGGGAGCCCUUCGUAGUCUGGUUCCAGUCACCCUCCACUGCUAUCAAGGACUUCGUGAUUGUCCCCCUGCACACCACCCCUGAGACAUCUGUUAAAGAGAUCGACGAGCUUGCUGAUGUCUACAUGGAUGUGAAAAGCCGUUGGAAGGCGGAGAAUUUCGUUUUCAUGGGCAACUUCAAUGCUGGCUGUAGCUACGUUCCCCAGAAAGGAGUGAAGGCUAUGCCCUUCAUGGCCGACCCCAGCUUCGUUUGGCUGAUUGACGACAAUCAGGACACCACAGUCAAGAAGGGCAAUGGUUGUGCAUAUGACAGAGACCUGGCCCUGGAGGUGAGUGACCACUUUCCAGUGGAAUUUCAGCUACGGUCUUCACGGUCUUCACGAGCUCUCACCAACAGAAGAAGGUCUCUCACUUCAAAGAAGAAAACAAAGGCCAACCGCCCCUAGACACAAGGCGCUGUUUUAUUAACCGUUUCCUUUCUCUAAAUAAAACAACUUUAC
Messenger RNA from Galeopterus variegatus (Sunda flying lemur), 888 nucleotides. It is a transcript of the gene DNASE1L3, whose product is annotated as deoxyribonuclease I-like 3. Lineage: Eukaryota; Metazoa; Chordata; Mammalia; Dermoptera; Cynocephalidae. Gene Ontology annotation, molecular function: DNA nuclease activity. The record is from RefSeq and is a predicted model, not a curated record. The transcript has 8 exons. Gene Ontology annotation, biological process: apoptotic DNA fragmentation; programmed cell death involved in cell development. Bases 1 to 834 code for a protein of 277 amino acids. Gene Ontology annotation, cellular component: nucleus.